GGGGAAAGCGCUCCGGGGGGAAAUGGGGGGCGGCUCCUGCGCCCGGUGAGAGCGGGGAGCGGAGCGGAGCGGAGCGGAGCGGGGGUCUGGGUGUCUGGGGAGCCCUCCUGGGGACAGCUGGCCGCGGGGUGCCGGCCCCCGGCGCAUGGCCGCGGCCUCAGGGGUGCAGUCCCCCAGGCAGCCGUGUCCCUGCCGGCUGGUGACGUCCCUCCAUCCUGGGGCUUGGCAGGAUGGAGGCCAGGGAUGUCCCCGUCCCCAUCCCUGCGCUGGCCACGGAGCUGCCCUUUGCCCAGCGCCUCAGGCAGCAUUUGGAAGAGGAGCAGCUCCUGGACGGGCGCUACCGGCUGCAGGAGGUGCCGGGGGGCCGCGUGGCCCUGCCCGUGCUGGAGGAGAAGCUCUGCCAGCUGCGGCUGCCCCGGGAGAUGCCCUACGAGCUGGUCCGGAUCCAGGACCCCGUCCCCUCCAGGGCAGCCCGCCGGCAGACACCCGCCCAGAAGCUGCGGGACGAGCUGCGGCGGCUGCUGGGUGAGAGCUGGUCGGAGGAGCUGGAGCGUGACGUGCCCCGCGCCUGGCAGCGCCAUGGGGACAUGGUCCUGCUGAGCCAGGACAGCUUCAGGGCCGCGCCGUGGGAGAAGCUGGGUCCGGCACUCUGGGAGACGGUCGCCUCAGCUCUGGGUGCCCGGCGGCUGGCCAGGCGAGGACGGGUGUUGCCAGAUUGGAUGCGGUCCCCCAGUGUCACCCUGCUGCUGGGCCAGGACGGCUGGGUGGAGCACGUGGACAACGGGAUCAGGUACACGUUCGACGUGACCAAGUGCAUGUUCUCACCGGGCAACAUCACGGAGAAGCUGCGGGUGGCCUCACUGCCCUGCUCCGGGGAGGUCCUAGUGGAUCUCUACGCAGGCAUCGGCUAUUUCACACUGCCGUACCUGGUUCACGGGGAGGCCGCCUUCGCCCACGCCUGCGAGUGGAACGGCCACGCCGUGGAGGCCCUGCAGAGGAACCUGGUGCUGAACGGCGUGCAGGACCGCUGCCGUGUCCACCCCGGGGACAGCCGGCAGCUGGAGCUGCGGGACGUAGCGGACCGGGUGAACCUGGGGCUGAUUCCCAGCUCGGAGGAAGGCUGGCCGGUGGCCUGCCGUGUCCUGAAGAAGAGCACGGGUGGGGUUCUCCACAUCCACCACAACGUGGAGACUCCCCCCGCGCCGACCCCGCUCCCGCGGGCUGAGCGGGGCUCUCCAGAGGCAGCCGGCCCUGACGGAGAGGCACAGCACCCCACGGAGGGCAGUGGGAAGGAGACACCGGGGGGCAGGAUCAGACCGGAGUGGCGGAGGUGGGCUGAAGCCACGGCGGCACGGAUCCGGGGGCUGCUGGCAGAGCUGCACGGGCAGCCGUGGCGCACCAGCAUCCUGCACAUCGAGGCAGUGAAGUCCUACGCACCCCACGUGCAUCACCUCGUGCUGGACCUUGAAUGCCGGCCGGCGCUGCCCGCCUAGCUGGCCAUGGGCCCCAGCCCUGCUCCAACUUGCCCGAAAUUCUGGCAUUGGAGCAUCCGUGGCCAGGAGAUGCUACCGCUGCCAGCCUCGGAUGCACUUUAUGUCCCCUCGUUCCCAGCACAGCCCAGCAGUGCCUCCCAGUGCCCAGGGCACUGAGGGAUGCGCUCCCAUGGGAGCGGGAGAUCCCUCCGGGAGCUGCAUCCUGACCGAGGAUGGGGUGAGCUGGAGCUGAGAGCACCACGUGGCGGCACUUGGCGCCCCAUUUUCACACAGGAGAGAGCCACGGGGCUGAAUAAACCUUGGAUUCCUGCCAGGCUUCGUUUCAGCGAGUCAGGGACAGGCUUUGUCCUUAUGUUUACCAGCUUUUUUUACUGGAAACUGGUCUGUUCAUCUUGGUUUCUUCUCAGCUUUUUGCAGAAAUAAUCGUGUUCCCCACCA
Molecule: messenger RNA, 1931 nt
Organism: Tyto alba (common barn owl)
Lineage: Eukaryota; Metazoa; Chordata; Aves; Strigiformes; Tytonidae
Gene: TYW2
Product: tRNA methyltransferase 12 homolog
Exons: 8
Coding region: 231-1493 (420 amino acids)
Biological process (GO): tRNA methylation
Cellular component (GO): cytoplasm
Molecular function (GO): tRNA methyltransferase activity
Source: RefSeq, a predicted model, not a curated record